GUCCAUAAGCUGGGAUCGUCUUGAAUGAGAGAGAGCAUGAGAUGCCCCUUGGCUUUUGGCAUCAGUAUAUAAAUAUCAUCUUCGCCCAUCAGAGAUCAGUCUUAAGUGACCAUUGUAUACAACAUGCGCUCACUUAUCGUUUUUCUAUCCCUUUUGGCGUGCGUAUUCGCACAAUACCGACCUCAACCAAAUUAUCAACCAAAUCCCACUGGUAAAGUGAUAUCUAUCCUAAAACAGCUGUAUGAUCUCAACCCCGAUGGUUCUUAUCAGUGGAGUUUUGAAACUGAAAAUGGAAUUCAGUCGCAACAACAAGGAGUCUUAAAACAAGUAGGAAACGAAGUAGUCCCUGUCGUUACUGGAUCCUAUGCGUACCCGUCUCCUAAUGGUGAACCUGUCGUCAUUCAAUUCAUAGCUGAUGAAAAUGGAUUUCAGCCACAAGGAAGUGUACUUCCCACACCACCUCCAAUUCCAGAAGCAAUUUUGAGAUCGUUAGCCUACAACGCUGCUCAUCCUGAAGAAAAUGAUCCGAAAUACAACAAACCACAAAAGCGAUAUUAACGCUGGCACUUUGAAAUCGAAAUGUGUAAAUAUAAUUUUGUCUAUUAUUUGAUGCAUGAUAAGCGUCUCUGGAUGGACAAAUACUAAUGCAAAUGUUAAUAUAUGGCUUGUUGAAGUUAUGACUACAGAGUAGUUAAAUUUAUCUGUUAUGUAACUGCGCAUAAUAAAUGGCUCAUCAUGCUCA
Molecule: messenger RNA, 742 nt
Organism: Photinus pyralis (common eastern firefly)
Lineage: Eukaryota; Metazoa; Arthropoda; Insecta; Coleoptera; Lampyridae
Product: endocuticle structural glycoprotein SgAbd-2-like
Exons: 3
Coding region: 124-558 (144 amino acids)
Cellular component (GO): chitin-based extracellular matrix
Molecular function (GO): structural constituent of chitin-based larval cuticle
Source: RefSeq, a predicted model, not a curated record